AACAGAGCUGUGCGCAUGUGCAACGAGCAUAGCAACACUACGGGGCAGCGGAGAAGACGAGGGAUCGCUUAUGCGCAUUUUUGCUACGAAAAGAGACAAAUCACCCCAAACACACCUGCAGGAAUCAUGGGGAGUGUGUUCCUGCCGGCGGACGCGGCCCACUCCGUGCUGCGACGGCUACGCAGGGCCAACUUCUUGCUAGAGGAGAUGAAGCAGGGUAACAUCCAGCGGGAAUGUCGUGAGGAGAUCUGCACCUAUGAAGAGGCCCGUGAGGCCUUCGAGAAUGACGAAAAGACGAGACGAUUCUGGGAGGAAUAUGUGAGGGAAAGUAGCCCAUCUGGAGGGCUGGAGACAGUGGUGGGCGGAGUCAACUCCCUCUACUUGAUCGUGCCAUUGCUGCUGGUGGUGCUCAUCAUUGCCGCCGUUGCCAUCACUGUGUGGCGCUGCCACUCACGUAAGCGCUCACAGGGCAGCCCCAGCUUGGGACACUCGCAUCAGGACCAUGUCCUAUCAGUGGUCUCCAUGGACCAUUGGGGGAGGGAUUACCACCAUGGUGACCAUUCAGAACUCAGCGUCCACAGCAGCCCAGCUUAUCCAGGCUCAGAGCUCACAUCAGGAAGAGGAAGCGCUGGAGACCCUCCACCGUCUUACGAGGAGGCUGUAGGCCAUGCAGACGUCCAAAUAGAGACGGAGCCUCCUCCACAGUACGAGGAUAUAGUCAACACCAGCUCUUCUAGCGGCAGCGGAACCCACGGGAAGUAAACCCUUCUAUCACUACCAACCCAACAAAAAGCCCUAAUCCACACUAAAAACACACUGCAUUAUCAUCAAGCAGUGCCACUGCUGUUGUAUCACCAGCCUUCCCCACUCAACAAACACUAUUAACUGUGUGGUCAGUGGACUAAUGCAAUCUUUGCUGGAGCCAGCUCUGUUAAAAUUUGCACUAACCUUUUAUCAGUGAGGUGAAGUGACAGCAGGAAGGAGCAAAUGAUUAUGCCAUACAGAUACCAAGCAACACUUCUGCUGAUUUUACUCUAGUUGCAUCUAUUGCUGUUACUCUGUAGCAAAUCCUUGAACUCAGCAGGCAUAACAAAUGAUGCAUGUGGCAUAAAGAUGUUACCAUAAUGAAGGUGUAUAUGGGGUUGGACUGAUGCGUUAUUGAAAGUGAGUGCCAAUUCUUUAGACUUGCGUGAUCAAUAGCUAAUAACUACUUCUAACACUAGAUAUGUAAAUAUAACCUAAAUAAAUAAAUAAAUAAAUAAAUAUAAAUAAAUAAAUAAAUAAAGGGAAACCCACCAAAAUUAAGUUCCAUCAAGCAGUUUUUGAAGUUUCCAGGAAUAAACUCGAACUCAUUCUUUUUAUGUCUCCUUGCCAACCUGUAAACAAACAGCCAUCUACUCAUCAGCAACAUCAGUAACCCCCUUAAGUUAUGUGGUGCGUUCCAUUUACCUGGAAACUUGGAAGUCAGAGCUAGGAAUGACAUCGCACUCGAGUUAACCUGGUUGGGAGUUGGCGACAAGUCGGGAAGCAACAUGGAGUACCUUUGUUUUGUUUUAACAACACACUACUUGAUUGUUUUUGCGCAAAAACAUGACAUGUCAACAGAUAUAACUUUUACAAUACUAAUGGUGUUUUUGAUUGAAUUACACAAAAAGAGGAUUAAGUUAAAAGUAACACAAUAGUUACUGCUUAAACAUUACUGUUGAUGCACGUAGCAGCCAUGUUGGAUUUUUAACACGGGCUACUGAAGGUUCUCCGAGUUUCCAUGUCAGAAUUCUGGACUUCGGGAAGGGGCCUCUUAAUACCGUUUUAGUCGGGCAACUCAGAAUUUCCGACUUCCUAGAUCAAAUGGAACACACCAUUAUUCCACUGUUUGCUACCAGUGGACUUCAGACCAAUAUUUUCUCCUUAGCUCUGUUUUUCAAGGGUUUACUUAGAAAAAGAUGUGGGUCUGUAGCUUCCUAAUAAUGAAACUUCUUAACCUGAGGUUAAGCAGCGUCAGGUAGAUAAUAUAACGUUAUUGUGCAUUGUUGUCAAAGACUGUGAAUGGCUGCCCAGGAUCUUCUCUUGUGAAGUUAGCUUUUAGACUCACCAACAUAGUGGAUGAUAAAGCUACAGAACCCCAGCGGCCAACACUGUGUCAAGAGGCUAAAGUUUGGCGUUGGUUCCCAAUGGGUAAGGAACUCAUUGACCUAAAUGUUUGAAAAGUUGCCAAACAAAUGCAUCAGUCCAACUUCAGAAAACACUUUGAAAUGUUUUUAACUCAAAAUGUUUCAACAUUAAGAUACGGCCAUUAGUUACGGGAGGUGCUGACAUGUUUGUAAUACUGUAUGUGUGUAUGUUUUGUACUGCAUGUGGCUUGGUCUGUUCACCUGAGGUUCAUCUUCGAGCACUAUUUCCUGACGGUCAGUGCUCACUGACUUACAUCCACCUCCGGGUUGCUCUGAGCCUGCUUUUACUGUGAAAAUCUUUCCCUAACCUUUACUCCUACAGCAAAUGUAACCGUGUUAUGUGACGAUGGAUUCUCCUGCUGUGCCACUUUCAGUAAUAGUACAUAGAAGAUUCUUCAAAUAAGUCUGCAGCUACACCACAAAGGUAUGCUGCACAGGAAUGUGGGACAGAAAGCAAUAGAGACUGAAGAAUUUUGUGAUAGGAGUCAACAGAGAGAAGAGAUUGUGUAUUUCACAUCACUAUGGACAGAGUUAAGCAUGUGUAAUGUACCUGUAUACAAAUAUUUAGUCUUUGUGUGAAAAGUAAGUUACAGUGAGAUUGUUUUUUACUGCAUAGGAGUGCGGUGAACGAGUUGAUGUGUGGAACUAUUUGACAGUAGGUUGUGACUAAAUGAAGGCACUUUGUGAUUAAGCUCAAACUGUGCUGUUUGAUGAAAACUAGGACAGGUUUGGUUUAACGUCGUCAACGUCACUCUCGGCCACGAUGUCACUGUAAUCCUCUCAAAGUGCUCACACUUUAUAUGCAACGUUGCUGCAUACACUCAAAAAACCAAAUAUACCUGUCUUAUGUCUGUGAAUACUGAUACAUGUAACAUUUCCUGUCUGCACCUCACAGACUCUGAGCACUGAUGAUUAUCUUAUAUCUUUUUUUUUGUGAGUUGACCUGUGAACCUCAGCACUUGCUAUGACCACAACUGAGUUGUGCUGGUGGAGGUAGCCAUUUUGGUUGGGUCAGUUGUUGUACUGUUACUUGCAGAGCUCUUUUUUUACAAUGCCUUAUAAAACAACAAAUAUGUUAUAUAACAUUAAAUGCAAGGGAACUUGUUAUAAAUCCUUGAUAUGUGCAAAAGCUUGAAUUAAUUUGUAAUAAAACAUUUAAAAA
Labrus mixtus (cuckoo wrasse) is the source of this 3333-nucleotide messenger RNA. It is a transcript of the gene prrg1, whose product is annotated as proline rich Gla (G-carboxyglutamic acid) 1. The transcript is spliced from 4 exons. Gene Ontology annotation, cellular component: extracellular region. Bases 16 to 762 code for a protein of 248 amino acids. Gene Ontology annotation, molecular function: calcium ion binding. The record is from RefSeq and is a predicted model, not a curated record. NCBI's taxonomy places the organism in Eukaryota, Metazoa, Chordata, Actinopteri, Labriformes, Labridae.